CUGCUAUCUCCGGAAAUGAGAAAUCCGCCAUACUUUUAUUUUCUGGUAAAAAAUCAGAAGCACAGCCAUAACACGAGAGACGCGAGUCGUGAGAAGUAUGGUAGGAGAUCGCAGUGCUCACAAUUAAAUUUUCACAAUCUCUUUUUAAUCAGGUGCUCAACGAGGCACAAUCGCAAUUGCAGCCCUUGAAAGUCCAAUAUUGCCUUUGCUGUAUGCCACUUCUUUAAAUAUUGAUAUUGAAAAUGGCUGCAGCUAGCAUGUUGGUCAACGUGACCCAUAUUGACGACUCCGUUCGUGGUCGUCAAGGGCCAUGUGUGUAUUUCUGGGGUUCCACACAUGAUCGGAGUUUGUAUUUGACGAUGGAGCUGUAUCUGGAAUCCAUCAGGCAACAUUUAGAAUCGAAAGUUCCACCUAUGAAUCUUAGUGACCUGGACAGUAACGAGAUUUUUUGUGUACUCAUCAAUCACCGUUGGCAUAGAGCAACAGUACCUGAAUUGAAGUUUAACCGUUCUGGAAUGCUUGAAGUCUACUGUGUUGAUUCCGGGAAAACACAUACAGUUCCUCUCAUUUUCCUUCGGACUCUGGACAUUCCUGGUUAUGAAGCAGAAAACAUCCGUGACUGCCCCCCUCUUGCUAGUAAAUUCAUACUUGCUGAUGCAGUUGCUCCAUUUGGCCUUGGAACUCAUACUCGACAAUGGAGUGAUUUAGCAAUGACGUUUUUAAAAAUCCAUGUCGAAAAUGAAAUCUGGAAAGCUAUCCCCAUGGCAAUGUAUGGUGAACAUCAAGGCGUAAGGUUGUUUGAUUCGAACAAUCAGCUUCUGGCAAGUGCCCUGGUCCAACAAGGGCUAGGAGUAGCAGCUCAAUCCUACCAUGAAGCUUUAGCCAUGUGCGAGACAAUGGAAAAGCAACCUUCAUUCAUGAAACCUGCAUUCUACAGUUAUCCAGUAAUGAAAUUGUUUCCUGCUGGAUGCAACAUGUCAUCUCUAAGUGGUCCUUUACGACCUAAUUUUGCCAUCCCUUCUGCUCAGCAAAACUUGCCAACGGUUUCUACUAGGACGUACGUGACCAACAAUCUUCCUCUAAAAGAACGCUAUGACGUCGUUGUCACGCAUAUUUCAGAAGGGCCUUUUCAAUUCUUCGUUCGAAUGAAGAGCGAAACUAAAAAUCUUCAAGAAAUACGCAAGCAUCUAGAUUCCAUGGUUCCAACUCCAUUUCAAGGAACGCCUCUUGGCUCGGCGUGUGUCGCGGUCUCCCCAUCUGACCAACUCUUUCAUCGUGGAUUGAUAACGGGUAUGAAGGAUUUUGGAACACCGUCCUGCAAGUACUCCGUCUUCUUCGUCGAUAUCGGAACACAGAUUCCUAUUGAUCGUGCCUUAAUUUAUGACAUCCCAGACGAGCUCUUGGUACCGUGCCUCUGUGCAUAUCGCGUCUCUUUAUUUGGAGUGGAGAAUAUUUCGAAAUUGCCUGGUCUGAAUCGAAUUUUCGCUGCAUUGGUGAACAAAGAAAGUAAUCUUAAGGCCGAAGUUGAAGACGACGAAAGGCAGCAAAUCAGCCUGUAUAUCUCUGGUCGUAGUAUAUGCGAUAUUCUUGCUGCAAUUUAUUCGAAUCCCCAGGAUAACAGUCCCAUUUCAAGUGUGACGUCAACAUCUACUCUCCUAUUGUCAACAGUUGCUGUUCCCUUUUCUGUGGUUCAGAUGCCACGUUUGAAUUUGGCUGCGGAGGAGAGCGUUUUUGUUACUGACGCUGGAACGUCUGGCUAUUUUUUUGGGCAGCUUGAGGAAAUAAGGCUACCAAAUUCAAAGACAGGAUGCGGCCUUAAGGAUCUCAACGAUAUGGCUGAUGAGCUAAAAAAUGCUUAUUCUACUCAAGCGAAUCCUCCCCUUCUAUAUGCUGGUAGCGAAAGUCGAUUGGGCCACCAUGGAGUUGUUGUUUGGGAAGAAGAUGGUGUAUACUAUCGCGUCCGAGUAACAAAGGAAAUGGGAAAUGAGGCCGAAAUACUAUUUAUCGACUUCGGAAAUACCAUUGUUGUACCACGCCACACAAUUCUGUCACCUAUAAAAUCUUUGACUCGGUUCUGCCAUCCGCCGUAUGGAAUUCAUUGCAAACUGGAAGAAGGCGUGGCUCUUCCCUCCCAGAAAUGGAAGCAUCUCAUCGUGGAUCGAUGGAUUAAAGUGAAGAUCGGACGUUGUGUGGAAGGGAUAUACUCUGUCACAUUCACUAGUGAUCUAGGCAAUGGCAUCAUUGCCACGAAAAUUCAGAAUGCUGUUUCUAGACCGAAUGCCGUAGAACUUGUUAACAAACAGAAAAAACAGGCAGAAUCUGUUGUUCUAGAAUCGGUGGCUAAAAUUCUGACUUCGAUCCCAAUCAGUGAUGACCGCCUUAUCAAGAGUAGCAACAACGGAAAUUUCUCGGUAACGAUAAAAAAUAGUCCGUGUAUCGACGAGAAAAUUUCGGAGACUACUGUUAUCGAAACGGAUAAGCGUUUGUCUCAACCGGCUUUUAUUGAAUCUGAUCCUCCUCGCGACCUUCGCAAAAUUGACGAUGGGUCUAAUCAAGACAACGUCGAGACGGAAGCUAAGGAAACGAAUUUGCUGGAACCGGAAAUUCUACCUCAAACUAGUGAAAUGGAACCAUUAAGCAAGGGACCAGAAUUCAGUUCAAAGCUUAUUCAUGGUCCAGUUAGUACCAGUACAACUAUUCCAAAACAAUCCAGUUCGGUUGGCAAUGAGAUACCAAAAGUUUUGAAUCAAGAAGAGAAACAGGAACUGACUGAAAACCUCCCAGCUGUGAAAUCCGACAUUGAGUCAGCAACUCAAGAACUCAAGGAAGUUAAUGAUGCACCAGGGCGCUCCAGGCCGUUAACAUCUCACCAACAGCAGUUGAGUUAUCCAGAACAAAUCGAUGUUCCGAUAAAUCAGCAAGUUGAAGUUGUUUAUGUAAACGACCCGUCGAGUUUCUACCUUCAGCUGUUAGAAUCUUGCACCGUCCUUGCACAAUUAGGAACCAAUCUCAACACAGUUUAUUCCGAUGAAUCCAAACCUUCAAUUGUAGAUCCGAAGGUCGGCUCGGCAUGCGUGGUUCAAUACGAAGAAGACAACGGAUGGUAUCGCGGACAAAUUCUGAAAUUCUGUGAUCCUCUGGGAACCACUGUUCUUUUCGUCGAUUAUGGAAACACGCAACUUGUCCCUGUCGAAAAAAUCAAAAGCAUUGACGAAGAAUUCAUAAAGCUACCUCCACUUGCGUAUCACUGCAGGCUGGAUGGGGUAGACGCUUCUCGCGAUUGGACAGCAGAAGAAAAGAAGAAGUUUGAAGGACGUACUAUGGAAAAAAAUUUUUCAGCGACUUUCACUUUUCGAGAUUCCGAAGGCAAAUAUCCUGUGCGAUUGGUGGAAGAAACAAAGAAAGGAAACAUUGCCAUUAACGAGGAAUUCGGAGCGCCAAACUUCACCAACAUCCCACCACCCAGUUCUGGGUAUACAAGUCGCAGUGUUCCUGAUAAACCAAUCAGUGUCUUCGUUAGUUGUUGUGUUGAUCCAUUUCGAUUCUAUCUAAGUCCUAUUGCCGAUGCGUAUCAGAACCAACUGGAGGAACUUGAAAAGUUCUAUUCAUCGCUUUCCCCCAAUGAUUUGCACGAGGAUCAGCCCAGUUUAGGAUUACCUUGCGUUGCUCGUUUCGCCGAAGACGGUCGUUACUAUCGUUCGCAAAUCCUCAGUAUUGUUGAUGAUAUUGCUGACAUUCUUUUUGUUGAUUAUGGAAAUCAACAGAAGACUCCUCUGUCUGAAUUAAAACGAAUAACCCCAUGCUUCAUGGAAUUUCCGCAAAUGACCUGGCAGUGUAAAUUAAAAGGGGUAAAGAAGGCCAGCCCGAUCUGCCCCGAUUUUCAGAAACACAUCGACACAUGCUUUGCAUCUAAUGAGGAGCUUUCUGCUUUGUUUCAUCCUGCAAGUCCAGGCGAGAACAAUGGAGUCUUCGAAGUGGAUUUAACUGUUCCUAAAAUUGGCGAUGCGUCCCAGUAUUUGAUCGAAAAAAAUGUCGUUGAACGUGUUUCGCUGGAAGCAGAUGUGGAAUUGGCUGCCCAGGAUGUGAACUUUUCUCCACAGCAAAUCAUUUCUACCAAUGCUAUCACAUUGUGUUUCAAAUCACCAGCCGAAUUUUGGGUUCAAUUUGAUCCGAUUUCCGUGAAUGAUUUCAUGGCACGCUUAGACAAACUGGCUCUCGAUCCUCAGUUUCUCAACAAAAAGGACUUCAUUCCCUCCGUUGGCAAACCUUGUUUGGCUUUCUACGAGGUCGAUAAACGUUGGUACCGCGCGAAGGUCGAAGCCGUCAAAGAAGACUGUGUCACGAUCUGUUAUGUUGACUACGGAAACAGUUGCGACGUGAAGACCUGCGAUUUGCGUGGAUUACCCAAAGAAUUUGCGCAACAACCGGCCCUGGCUUUUAAAUGUUGCCAGGAUGGCUCCGAAAAUUUUUCAGAAUCCGCUUCGAAGUUAUUUGAAGAAAUCGUCGUGGAUUUGGAAAGCUUUUCUGUCAAGUUCUUGAAGUUGGUCGGUGGAUUUCUAUGUGUGCGACUCUCUCAUGGUGAAAGUGAUCUUGGUGAACUCUGCAGCCUAGUUGAAACUGAACCUUUACCCGAAGAGCCAGUUAUAUCUGGCGCCGUGGUUUCAGCAUCUUCAGGCGCACAAGACAAAGUGUUUGUCGAUGAUCAUGUUGCAAAUCCUUCGGUCGUGGAAUCCCCCAAAGUAUCUAUUAAUCAUGAAGUACCUCAAGAAUUUGGUCCCGUAUCGUCGGUAAAUUCGGUCAUGGUGGACGAAUCCAUUACCAAUCCUGUGGAAGUUGUGAUUGUCUACGCGUCAUCUCCUGGCCAAUUCUGGGUGCAAUUGAAGAAAGACCAAGAGGAAUUAGUAAAAAUGGAAGCCGAAAUAUCUGAAGAUUACAGCAAGAACUCCGACUCAUUAAAAAUCAAAACGAAACCAACAGUCGGCAAGAUUUAUGGAGUUUUACAUCCCUUUUAUGAAAGCUGGUUCCGUGCGCAGAUCAAGGAAGUUUACGAUGAUGAUACUGCUGAUGUCUUUUUUGUGGAUUAUGGGGAUUCUUGCAAGGCUCCGUUUGUGAAUAUCUGCACUUUAGUAAAUCUCUUUGCCGACAUCCCAGUCUUUGCAACUUGCUGCAGUUUGAACAAACCCCUAAUUGACUGGUCGGAAGCUGCUGUUGACAAAUUUGUCACUGAUUGCACUGGAAAGGUUAGUCGAGCUGUCUUUGGAGCUAAAGAAAACGGGCUUCAAUUUGUUGAUUCUCUUCAUGUCGGAGACGAUAACAAAAACAUAUUUGAUUUGUUGGUCGGUCUCUAAAUUUAAUGGAGACCGUUGAAGAAGAAAAGCAAUGUUAUGUUCCAAAAAUUGUUCUGAUUAGUUUUUCGUGUGAUUCAUUAUCACGAGUUAACGUUUUAAUGGUCCUAUUGGAUAUCGGUAAUUACCCGGAAAAUGUUUUUUUUUAAUGUCGUUUUCAAUCCUUUUAAACUCGGAAUUUUUUAUCAAUAAAAGACAUUUCAAUCUAGA
Messenger RNA from Daphnia pulex (common water flea), 5555 nucleotides. Its product is annotated as tudor domain-containing protein 15-like. NCBI's taxonomy places the organism in Eukaryota, Metazoa, Arthropoda, Branchiopoda, Diplostraca, Daphniidae. The transcript has 10 exons. The coding region runs from base 243 to 5348 and encodes 1701 amino acids. The record is from RefSeq and is a predicted model, not a curated record.